CCUAAAUGUUCUGAACAAAAGUUAAGAAUUUGUUGAAAGAAGUAUUAGAUAAGUCACCAAACUCUACACUCACGCCUACACAUGCAGAUAAGAAGGAAAAUGGACUAGUGCUGUGGAAAAGCAGACAACAGCCUCGAGUAAUCAACCUCUGCAUAAAGAAAUCUAAUUUGUUCUCUUCCAUCACCAAAAUUUAAGUGAACUCUACUUGAUAUGGCUGCAUGCUCAAUAUUAAAUUAUUCUCCUAGACCCUUUGCCUUCUUGAAUACCGUGGUUUGGGAACUACACUACACAGUAAUUGGUAUGAAAUCAAUAAAGUGUUUGUAUGAGAGUUACUGUAAUGAAAACGAGUGGUUUUCAUUUGCUUUUUAAGUGCAUUGAAAUGAAUGGUUUUCUUGGUUUUCCUUUACUAUUUUUCUCACCAUUGAUUCUUUAUUGUUUUCCACUAAACAAAGUAGAAGCUAUUUCACCUCCAGAGCCAGAGGGUUUGUGCCUUGAGAGGAUUGGAAAUGGGACUUAUCUUAACAUGGUUCCUCAUCCUGAUGGCUCCCAGAAAGCUUUCUUUUCUAACCAGGAGGGUAAGGUAUGGUUGGCAACUAUUCCUGAUGAAGGAUUUUGCAAUGGGAUUUUGGAGCUGAAUGAAUCCACACCUUUUCUUGACAUUACUGAUGAAGUGCUUUUGGGCCCUGAGCAUGGUCUAAUGGGCAUGGCAUUUCAUCCGAACUUUGUGCAAAAUGGUCGUUUCUUCAUCUCCUACAACUGUGAUAAAAUGACAAAUCCAGGAUGUUCAGGGAGGUGUUCUUGCAAUACAGAUGUGAAUUGUGAUCCCUCAAAACUUGGUACAGAAGGGGGAAUUCAGCCAUGCCAAUAUCACAACGUUGUGGCUGAGUAUACUGCCAAUCAGACCGAGUUGUUGAUCAAUCUUAUUGUUCAAGAGCAGAGUUAUAAAGAAGUGAGAAGGAUAUUUACAUUAGCCAUUCCUGACAAGGAUGGGCAUGCUGGUCAAAUUAUUUUUGGACCCGAAGAUGGCUAUCUUUACCUCAUGACAAGCGAUGGUUAUCAUCGAGAUGAUCCUUAUAAUUUUGCACAGAACAAGAAGUCUUUGCUUGGAAAAGUCCUGAGGAUUGACAUAGACAAUAUACCAAGUACAAAGGAAAUACAAGAACAAGUCUUAUGGGGAAACUAUUCCAUACCAAGAGAUAAUCCAUACAUUGAUGACAAGGACUUGGAGCCUGAGAUUUGGGCAUUGGGUUUUAGUAAUCCUUGGCGCUGUAGCUUUGAUUCAGAACGGCCUUCAUAUUUUCUUUGCGGGGAUAGUGGCCAGGAUCAGUAUGAAGAGGUUGAUAUAGUAAAAAAGGGUGGGAACUAUGGUUGGAGAGUUUAUGAAGGCUCUUUUUUGUUCCACCCAACAAAGUCCCCUGGAGGAAACACUUCUGCCAAAUCCAUAAAGCCCAUAUUUCCUGUCAUGGGUUAUACUCACUCUCAGUUAAACUCUAGUGUUAAAUCUGCCUCUAUCAUAGGUGGCUAUUUCUACAGGUCAAUGACUGAUCCAUGCUUCUAUGGAAGGUACUUGUUCUCAGAUUUGUAUGCUGGGGCUGUUUGGGUUGGCACUGAAAGUCCUGAAAACAGUGGAAACUUCACCACUGCCACUGUCCCUUUUCGAUGUGCUUACGAUUCUCCGAUUCAAUGUGAGACUUUGACUGCCAGUGUUUCUCAUUCUGUGUUGGGAUAUGUCUUUUCUUGGGGAGAAGAUAACAAAAAAGAUGUUUAUAUAUUAGCAAGUACUGGUGUUUACAGAGUUACAAGACCAAGCAGAUGCAAUCUUAAAUGUGCCAAAGAAAGUAAAAGAGCAACAUGUGAGACUAGGAAAGAUCAUCAUUCUAUAUCCAAUGUUUCCAUAAAAUUGUUUAAGGGAUGCAAAGAUGUCAACUUUCUUAUCUUUUUCCUUCUUUACUUUCUCGGGUUUCAUCUUGUCAACUAAAAUAAACAAUCUUGAUGUUAAGGCUUUUAAGGUAAGGAACACUAUUUCACUCCAUUCCUCACCAAAAAACUUCAUUGACUUGUACAUAAUAUUUGGUGGACUGCAAAUCUUACAGAUGUUGUACUUAACAAGAAACCAUAUCUUAAAAGAUGGUGAAGAAUCGUAGUUAGUGGCAAAGCAGUAAAGCUUAAUUUGUUUCGACACAUGAACACAAGACAAAAUCAUGCCCAUAUUAUUUGGUCAAUGUUUGUUAAGAAGUC
Messenger RNA from Cannabis sativa, 2238 nucleotides. Its product is annotated as HIPL1 protein-like. NCBI's taxonomy places the organism in Eukaryota, Viridiplantae, Streptophyta, Magnoliopsida, Rosales, Cannabaceae. The record is from RefSeq and is a predicted model, not a curated record. The coding region runs from base 323 to 1978 and encodes 551 amino acids. The transcript is spliced from 5 exons.